AUGGCGUCACCAUCUUCUGUGAGCACUAGACACGAGGACGUGGAAACAGAGUGGUCGCGCCCAAACAAGAGACGCAAGCGGCCCUCUGUUGCUGCAACAUCAGGUCCAUCUCCUCGUGAGCUUGGAUUUAUGAGAGAGUCACAAAACGAGGGCUCUGCGACAUUUCUUGGAAGUUCAAGUGGCAUUCACUUCAUCCGCCAUGUUUACAAUGCAUUCGCACGCCGCUCGGCGGACUUGGAUCAAACCCGAGCGCGCGACAGAACGUCGGUGCCUGGGGAAGACGACCGGCUGAGGCGACACGCAGGAACAACUCAAACCACCGAUGACCUAUGGGGAAAAGAUGAGUUGGACUUUUCGUCAAGCCCAACCGUUGCUUUUGACGACCUUGUCAAAUGGACACGCAGCUAUUUCGAAAAUUGGCAUUCAAUUUUCCCAUGUCUUCAUGCACCAACGGUUUUGAAGACCAUGGAGACCGUUAGCCAAAAGGGAAUCGAGUCAAUCAAUCGCCUCGAGUUGAUGAUACUGCGGUCGGUCAUAUCCAUCUCCCUGGGCGACAAUCGACAAAUAACAUCCCCUGCAUCCAAGACAAAUCCUGUUCCCGCGGGGCUGGUUUUUCGGAGCAUUCAGCAUGUGAUGCAGGAUGUACAGAGCUUGCUCGAGCAGCCUUCCACCUUGGCACUACUACAAGCGGCUUUCACCGCGCAAGUUGCGCUCACUUCUCUCUUGCGUUUAAAUGCGGCCUCGCGGGUGGGCGGUGUAAUCACCCGCACCGCAUUCCACCUGGGGUUGCACCGUUGCCCGGGGCGUUUCUCAUGUUUCAGUAGCGAAGAAGUUGGCAUCAGAUGUCGUUUAUUCUGGUCAAUCUAUUCCCUUGAGAGGUAUCUCUCCCAGGCGCUCGGCAUUCCUCUCUCAAUUCGGGACGAUGACAUCGACGUGUGUUACCCCGGCGCAGAAAGGCAUGUUUCAACUAACCCCCAAAACAACGACGAUCAGAGAUUGCGACUGGUCUGCCAUCUCGCCAAGUUUGCCCGAAUCAGAGGUCUGAUUGUGGAACUUCGCAACAAAUCUAUACUGCACAGCCAUGAUAGCCAAGUUGAGGCGGCACAUGUCACAGGAGAACUUUCACAAUGGUGGAAUGAGGUUUACGAUGAUGUCAAUCCGAUUGAAGAGCCCGAUGAAUCUGGUCAGGAGCAGGCUCCAGCCUUACAGCCAUACCAUCGACUCCUUCUAAUGAUUCUGCGACACGAGGCCAUCAUUUCACUCAACCGGCCCUUGUUAGCGGCCGAAAAGCCCAGUGCAGAUUACAAGAAUGCCCUACAGACCUGCAUUGGAUCUUCAAGAUCAAUACUCACGGCAUUGAAAAAACACAUGUCUUCUACAUCAGACUCACCACUUUCAUGGCCAUGCUUCACAUGGUCAACAUGGAUGGCCUGUCUUAUUCUCAUGUUUGCCGCUUGGGAGGAUGAAUUUGCAGCAUCAAGCGCGCUAAAGUAUGCGCGCAUGGGAAUUGCGGUCUUGGAAAAUCUGUCACUCCGCGGAAGCAGCUGGCCAGAGACCUGCAUCGAAGCAAUCAAAGGUAUGGAGUCUGCUUUCUCGGCACAAAACUCCAACGGCCAGCAGUUCAAGAUUCCCGGAACCAUGAACGGAACAGAGAAAGCACCACAGUACACACAAAACACACCAUCAAUAGACAGGAGAAGAACUCAAUUCCUCUCUGUUCAAGAUGGCCAUGAAUCUGGAGAUAUAGGCCUCACACCAGCUAUACUACGGUCCUCGGCUAUGAAUGGAUACCAAGAGAGCCCUGUCUCGGGUGGCAUGCAGCCUUUCCAAUCAGCCGCACGACCAAUCGUCCAAGGUCUCAACUCCACGGAGGCAUAUGACUCGGCUAUUUUCUCACCUACCGACAAUAUUGGAAACUAUGCUGAAAUGCUUGAUUCUGCUGGCAACCCCAUCAGUGGACAGUCCUCCGCCGGGCUUAUUUUCGGAAACAUGGCAGACAGCAAUGCUGCCUUCAAUCCCGGUUUUGCCGGUCAGGAAUCCCUGCCCUUCUCCUCGUCUAUGCUGAUGAAUGAUCUCUGGAGUGUGGCCGACGGUCCCUGGAUGAUACACAAUAACUUCUUGUAG
Messenger RNA from Penicillium brevicompactum, 2124 nucleotides. RefSeq names its product CeGAL family transcription factor. Bases 1 to 2124 code for a protein of 707 amino acids. Gene Ontology annotation, molecular function: zinc ion binding; DNA binding. The transcript has a single exon. NCBI's taxonomy places the organism in Eukaryota, Fungi, Ascomycota, Eurotiomycetes, Eurotiales, Aspergillaceae. Gene Ontology annotation, biological process: DNA-templated transcription. The record is from RefSeq and is a predicted model, not a curated record.